CAAGCCGCGCUGUAAUUGAAAAUGUUUUCGUCCAUGUCUAGCGUGUCUACGAGUUUGAUUUGAAGAGGCAUUUAUCUGCAUCAUUGGAACAAAAAAGAGGCAGUGAAUUCACUCAGACAUAAACAAAAUGUCUGUCACCUUGCACACUGAUCUAGGUGAUAUCAAAGUGGAGUUGUUCUGUGAAGAAUGUCCAAGGACAGCUGAGAACUUCCUGGCUCUUUGUGCUAGUGGUUACUAUGAUGGUUGUGUAUUUCAUCGGAACAUCAAGGGUUUCAUGGUGCAGACUGGUGACCCUUCAGGCACUGGCAAAGGUGGCUCAAGUAUUUGGGGAUGUAAAUUCGAGAAUGAAUUUCAUGAAGAUUUACGGCACAAUAAACGUGGAAUGGUGUCUAUGGCUAACAAUGGGGCAAACACGAAUGGUUCUCAGUUUUUCAUCACAUAUGCCAGGCAGCAACAUCUUGAUAUGAAAUACACAGUUUUUGCCAAGGUGAUUGAUGGUUUUGAUACAUUGGAUGCAUUAGAGGCUCAGCCUGUAUCGGAGAAGGGAUACCGCCCUUUGAAUGAGGUGAAGCUCAGCUCUGUGACAAUGCAUGCUAAUCCCAUAGCUGAUAGACAGUUGUGAUACUGAGAUGCCAGUAUCAGAGACGGGAUACUGCUCUUUGAGUGAGGUAAUGCUUACAUCUGUGACUAUUCAUGUUAAUCCCAGUCGGCAUAGAAAGUACAAAUCUGGAUUGGUUUCUGAAUAAAGUGAACUUUGUAUUGGAGA
Lineus longissimus is the source of this 766-nucleotide messenger RNA. Its product is annotated as peptidyl-prolyl cis-trans isomerase-like 3. The coding region runs from base 128 to 622 and encodes 164 amino acids. NCBI's taxonomy places the organism in Eukaryota, Metazoa, Nemertea, Pilidiophora, Heteronemertea, Lineidae. The record is from RefSeq and is a predicted model, not a curated record. Gene Ontology annotation, biological process: protein folding; protein peptidyl-prolyl isomerization. The transcript has 5 exons. Gene Ontology annotation, molecular function: peptidyl-prolyl cis-trans isomerase activity. Gene Ontology annotation, cellular component: catalytic step 2 spliceosome.